This is a messenger RNA of Fusarium sp. VM40, 288 nucleotides long. The record is from the annotation of a GenBank genome assembly. NCBI's taxonomy places the organism in Eukaryota, Fungi, Ascomycota, Sordariomycetes, Hypocreales, Nectriaceae.
AUGGGUGCCGGGAAGAAUGCGCAGAAGCCCAUCACUGUUUUGGUUGUCGCAGCAUACAAGGAGCAAGUCGUUGAUUUGAAGAUGAGGUUCCUGGAUCUUGCCCGAGAGUUGGAGCUGGACGAUGAGCAACGCUCUCGUGUCCAAUUCAAAAUCGUCGACAAUUCACAAGGCGGCGAAGCCGACUUUGUCUUUAUCGACCUUGUCACUACUACAACACCCUGGGAUUUGUCGCAGAACUUCACCGACUCAUUCUUGGGUACAGUCGCUCCACCGAAUUCCAAGUUGUGA